Messenger RNA from Rubroshorea leprosula, 1634 nucleotides. The record is from the annotation of a GenBank genome assembly. NCBI's taxonomy places the organism in Eukaryota, Viridiplantae, Streptophyta, Magnoliopsida, Malvales, Dipterocarpaceae.
AAAUAGAAAACAUGGAAAACAAGGAGGGAAAGCGAAAGAACCUUUUUUGUCGUCUUCUUCAAACGUGUUGGCACCAAUUUGCCAUUUCCCUCUGCCAACCCCAAAAGCUUAAGCAGUUCACACAAUGCAUGAUGCACAUAAAAGAACAGAUUAGCUCAAACGAAAUGAAAUGGACAAUUGUAUUAGAGCCGAAAGUAACAGAAAGUUGACAGACAAUAAAAAGGAAAAUUGGCUCAAGCUUUAACGUAAGUUCUACAGUUGCAUACGGUGGGCGACGGCGGAAUAGCAGCCCCUUUCUAGAAGAAGCCGUUUAAUGGUGCCACGCAUCCCAAGAAUUUUCCAACAUCUUAAGAACAAAGAUGGGGUUUAAGGGAAGGAUCCGGUUCGACCCAGUUGGAUCAGACCCGUUAAUGGUCGGACUCAAAUUCACCUCCUUUGUCGGCUUAUCACUGUCUGUUGAACCCCAGUGCGGCGUACCCCACUCGCCUCCUCUUUUCAAUGAUUGGCCGGGGCCAAACAAAAGAAGCGAUUUUUUCCUCUUGCGUCUGACUCCGGCCCCAGUCCCUGUUAGUGGCAGGGUAGAAAAAUUCAUGAUAUUAUUGUUGAACAUGCUUUUCGAGUUCUGUGUGACAAUGCCGUUUAUUGCGUCCAUGUUGAAUGCCCUGUAUGCAAGUCCAGGCAAAGUGGAAGAGCCAUUUUUCUUCUGUGAUUUUGAGCUCAUUGAUUUAGGAUGCCUGAUUGAUUGCGAGCUUAAAGAGCACAAAGCUAAGAGAGGCUUUCUUUACUCAUGUUCAUGGGAAGAAAAAGGGUCAAACUCAAGCAUGCAUGUUAACUUCAGCCAGCAUUAGCUGUGUUAGUUUAUGAGGAGGCGACCUUUUGUCUUCAGUUUUAUGAUUACAUAGUUUAUAAGCAGCAAAAUCAUUGACUGAUGUUUGGUUAAUUUCAUGAAGUUGGGUCUCUAUGUGACCAAAUUCCUCACAGAAAGCUGCUUCUCUUGUUCUGUAAAGAAAUAUGUAUAUUCUAGGAAACGUCAUUCUACUUGCCUUAGGAUUUGCAAAGCUGCAUCCUAUGAAUACCAAUAUGCUUCGUUGAUUUCACAUGAUGACUACUUUAUUUGGAUGGUCAGUGUUGGUUUUGAAGUGCAUCAUCCAGCAAAAGAACCAUUAAUAUCUAUGGUUGAGUGUAACAGAAUGAUCUUAUGAUAACUGCUGAAGGGAAAUCCUUGGGAAAAGUAUUAUGAGCUCCCAAGUUUGAUCAUCUUGCCAUUUGUUAAUAUAGAGAGGUCAUUAAUAAUUAGCUGACCAUUAGUUUGGCAUCUUGAUGUAUGUAAAGGAGGAAGGUAAAAUGAAACAGGAAAAGUAAGCAGUAUCUUUCUGAAAGCAUCUUGUCCCUCUGGAUUUCCUGGAUGAAAAGAUGAGGACUUUAUGCUUGGGAUAAACUUGGGAUAAAGAAUAGAUGGCCUUGUAAUUGCAUUUGAAAGCUAAAUUGGAUUUGUUUCAGAGAUGCUAUAGACUUAUGGUCAUUCUUAUUUUGCCACUCUGUUUGCUGUCAUUUAACCAGCAACCUUUGCCAUAUGGCUUGCUGCCUAUUAUCCUUAUGUUACUUGACUCGUUGGAUAAAUUGAAAUUUCUUUG